Messenger RNA from Hemibagrus wyckioides, 6251 nucleotides. RefSeq names its product trichohyalin. The record is from RefSeq and is a predicted model, not a curated record. The coding region runs from base 435 to 6236 and encodes 1933 amino acids. Lineage: Eukaryota; Metazoa; Chordata; Actinopteri; Siluriformes; Bagridae. The transcript is spliced from 7 exons.
ACAAACACCGGUCUGCACUCAGAUACAUCACCCGAUUACUCCUACAUCCAGCUCAUUUCCUGGUUUAUCAUUUAUAAGUUUAGGGAAGUGGACACACGCUCAUGUUACAGCCGCAGAUUACAGAAGUGAUCAUCAGCAAAGCGACGUGUGGAGAUCGAACAUCUAAUAUCUCUUUCUAAUCAUCUACAUCUAUCUAUCUAUAUAUAUAUAUCUUUUUUUUACCACAAACCCACAGACAGUGCUACGUGUUUACUGUGAUGUGCUUCUCUUCGGAAAAGAAAAGCUGGUCUAUUUUGCUGUUUCCUCUUUAAAACUUCUCAACCUCAGGAGAACCUAAAGUCCGGCGACCUGCAUGAAGCUCACAGACUUUAUUCACACAUCUAAACGACUCGGUUUUUAUCGGUUUUGAGUAUCAGACUGACACUUUAUUCUAGAUGGAAGGCUCUGAAAGUGCAAUAAACAGAGUUGGUCGUGCAAUGUGGACCGUUUGGGGCUACCUUACAGGCGCUGUAGGAAGAUAUCUCAGACCAGAGGUCAGGAAUGAAGAGGCCCAGAAUGUUCAACAAGAAGACACUGUACCCAUCAGUAAGAGUUAUAAGGAGUUGAAGGUCAAGGAUGAGGAAAAAGAAAGAGCUGAAACAAAGAUGAGAGAUGAUCUGCAGUAUCCCGGGGUUAGAGUGCGGGCCGCUGCUGUUGAGUGGGAAAAGGGGAACUUUGCUCAUUGUGAAGAUAAACUCAAGAGCAAACUCACUUGUGGUGGCUCAGAGGCCGGAGACAAGAAAUCUCAGGCGCAGAAUCAGCUCAGCCAUUGUACUGAACAAGAAGAUUCACCUGCUAACGUUGAUGCAGAUGGAAAGAACCAAGACAGAACAUUUUCUGGAAGUGAGGAAGCCGAUCUAAAUGUCGAAUGGAAUAAAACCAAUCAGGAACAGACAAAGAAACCAGAAGAGGAAGAGAAAAUCAUGCGGAGAAAGUUUGAUGAAACUGAUGAAGAACCCAUUAAAAGUGACCAGGGCUUACUGGCCAAGGAAGCUGAGCUAAAUGAGACGAGGAAAGACUAUCAAGAACAAGGAAAUGAAGAGGAAGAGAAACAUGUUGGUGAAAGUAUAAAGAGAGAGAAUGAUGGAAUGGAAGCGGAAGACAAAACAGUUAAAAGUGAAUUUAUUGUCCAGGGCUUACUAGCCAAGGAAGCUGAGCUAAAUGUUGAGAGAAGUGAAAGCAAUCAGAUACCGACUAAGAAACUGGAAGAGGAAGGUGUUGAAAUAAUAAGAAGAGCGAAUGAUGAAACUGGAGAAGAACUAACUAAAAGUGAGUCUAUCGAACACUUCUUACUGGCCAAGGAAGCUGAUCUAAAUGUUGAGAGGAGUGAAAGCUGCCAGGAACAGGGAAGAGAAGAAGAAGAAGAGGAACGUGAAGAUAAAAUAAUAAUGUGGAGAGAGAAUGAUGAGUCUGAAGAAGAACCAAUGAAAAGCCAGUUCACUGAGCAAGACCUACUGGUUAAGGAAGAUUAUCUACAUUUUAAGAGGGAUGAACACAGUCAGGAGCAGAGAAGGGAAUCCCAAGAAGAGGAAGAGGAAGGUGUUGAUGAAAUCUUGAGGAGAGAGAAUGAGGAAACUGAAGAAGAACCCAUUAAAAGUGAGUUUGAACAAGGAUUAUUGGCCAAGGAAGCUGAUGUAAAUGCUGAGAGGGAUGAAAACAAUCAGGAACAGGGAGGAAAACAGGAAGAGGAAAUGGAAGAUGAUAAAAUUAUGAAGAGUGAGAAUGAUGAAACUGAAAAUGAAUCCAUGCAAAGUGAGUUUAUUGACCUGGAUGUUCUAAAUGUUCUGGGGAGUGAAUGCAGCCAGGAGCAGAGAAGGGAAGAGGAAGAGGAAGAUGUUGAUGAAAUUAUGACAAGAGAGAAUGAUGAAAGUGAAGAACAACCCAUUCAACGUGAGUUUAUUGACCAGGAUGUUCUAAAUGUUGAGAUGAGUGAAUGCAGCCAAGAACAGGGAAGAGAAGAGGAAGAGGAAGGUAUUGAUGAAAUAUUGAGCAGAGAGAAUGAGGAAACUGAAAGAGAUCUGAUUAAAAGUGAGUUUAUUGACCAGGAAUUAUUGGCCAAGGAAGCUGAUCUAAAUGUAGAGAAGAGUGAAAGCAGCCAGGAGCAGAGAAGGGAAGAGGAAGGUGUUGAUGAAAUUAUGAAGAGAGAGAAUGACGAAAGUGAAGAAGAACCCAUUCAAAGUGAAUUUAUUGAACAAGGCUUAUUGGCCAAGGAAGCUGAUCUAAAUGUUGAGAGGGAUGAAAACUAUCAGGAACCGGGAAGGGAAGAGGAAGUGGAUGAGGAAGAGGAAGAUGUUGAUGAAAUUAGGACAAGAGAGAAUGAUGAAAGUGAAGAAGAACCCAUUCAAAGUGAGUUUAUUAACCAGGAAGUUCUAAAUGUUCAGAGGAGUGAAUGCAGCCAGGAACAGGCAGGAGAAGAGGAAGAGGAAGGUGUUGAUGUAAUUUUAAGGAGAGAGAAUGAGGAAAGUGAAGAAGAACCAAUUAAACUUGAGUUUACUGACCAAGGCUUAUUGACAAAGAAAGUUGAUCUAAAUGUUGGGUGGAGUGAAAACAACCAGGCGCAGAUACGGAAAGAGGAAGAAGAAAAGGAAGAGAGAGAUGUUGAAAUAAUGAAGAGCGAGAAUGAUGAAACUGAAGAAGAAGACAUUAAACGUGAAUUCCUUGAACAAGGAUUAUUGGCCAAGGAAGCUGAUCUAAAUGUUGAGAGCGAUGAAAACUAUCAGGUAGAGGGAAGGGAAGAGGAAGGGGAUGAAGAAGAUGAAGGUGUUGAAGAAAUUAUGACAAGAGAGAGUGAUGAAAGUGAAGAAGAACCCAUUCAAAGUGAGCUUAUUAACCAGGAAGUUCUAAAUGUUGAGAAGAGUGAAUGCAGCCAGGGACAGGCAGGAGAAGAGGAAGAGGAAGGUGUUGAUGUAAUUUUAAGGAGAGAGAAUGAUGAAAGUGAAGAAGAACCAAUUAAACUUGAGUUUACUGACCAAGGCUUAUUGACAAAGAAAGUUGAUCUAAAUGUUGGGUGGAGUGAAAACAACCAGGCGCAGAUACGGAAAGAGGAAGAAGAAAAGGAAGAGAGAGAUGUUGAAAUAAUGAAGAGCGAGAAUGAUGAAACUGAAGAAGACAUUAAACGUGAAUUCCUUGAACAAGGAUUAUUGGCCAAGGAAGCUGAUCUAAAUGCUGAGAGGGAUGAAAACUAUCAGGAACAGGGAGGAAAACAGGAAAAGGAAAUGAAAGAGGAUGAAAUUAUGAAGAGUGAGAAUGAUGAAAGUGAAGAAGACCCCAUUCAAAGUGAGUUCAGUGAACAAGGCUUAUUGGCCAAGGAAACUGAUCUAAAUGUUGAGAGCGAUGAAAACUAUCAGGUAGAGGGAAGGGAAGAGGAAGGGGAUGAAGAAGAUGAAGGUGUUGAAGAAAUUAUGACAAGAGAGAGUGAUGAAAGUGAAGAAGAACCCAUUCAAAGUGAGCUUAUUGACCUGGAUGUCCUAAAUGUUGAGAAGAGUAAAUGCAGCCAGGGACAGGAAAGAGAAGAGGAAGAAAGUGUUGAUGAAAUAUUGAGGAGAGAGAAUGAGGAAACUGAAAAAGAUCUUGUUAAAUGUGAGUUUGCUGAUUUAAAUGUUGAGAUCGACGAACACUAUCAGGAACAGGGAUGGAAACAGGAAGAGAAAAAGGAAGAUGGUGAAAUUAUGAAGACUGAGAAUGAUGAAACUGAAAAAGAACCAAAUCAAAGUGUGGAGAUGAGUGAAAGCAGCCAGGAGCAGAGAAGGGAAGAGGAAGGGGUUGAUGCCAUCUUCAGGGGAGAGAAUGAUGAAACUGAAGAAGAAGCAAGUGACCAAGGCUUUGACCCUGAAGAACCAGCAGGUGUGUGUGAUCCAGGAGCUACAGCAGAGGUCCCCAUGGCCUUGGUGGAUACGAUAAUGGAAUAUGUUUAUAAUCAGGAUAAAAAUGAGCUAAAUGUGGAAGAACAAAUCUGUCAUGUAACAACCGAGCAUGAAAACAAAGCUUGUAAAUUACAAAUGGUGGAUGAGGGGUUGUUUAUUCAGCUAACCUCAACAAGUGAAGGGAGGGACCCUUUAAACCCCAGCCUCAAUCUGGAGGUAGAAAUGCCUGACAAUGCCACACUGUUGCAAGAAAAGGAAAUUAUUCAAGUCCACAAUGAGGAAACAAUGCAAGAGGCUGUGGGAAAUGAGAAAGAUGGAUACCAUGAAGAGUUCUCAGCAUGUGAGAAGUUCACAGACACUGGCAUUAUUGAAGAACAGAAAGUCUGUGAUAUGGAAAUGAAAGAAACUUUAAAACAAGUUAUUGAUAGAGAUGUGGAAACUGAAUGCGAACCUUUGGUGGUGACACAGAUAGAAAAUGCAGAAAUGUACAAGAAAAUGUUUGAACCCAGCAGCGAGUUUGACGACGAGGACAAUACGAUAAAAAUGCAGCAGUCAGAACAGAGUGAAGAGCAAAAGGCCACAUCUGAGAUGGACCUGAAUGUAGAGCUGAGACAGUUAGAUGAUACAGUCCAUAAUCACAAAGGAUCACAAAGACCAGUGGUAAUGACUAAACAAGACUUUGAGGGUGUCAUUACACAGCCAGAAACAGAGACAGGAAACCAAACGGAAACGGUUGAAGCCACAUCAAAAUUCAGAGCAGAAGUUGCUGCAGUAGAUGUGAAGAAAUCAGCUGAAAGAGAGACUACAUCGCAUGAGCAGCAUGUAGAUAAAGAAGAAGUGGCUGCACAGAAAAUAACGGGCCAAUGCUUCCUUGAACAAGGGUCACUGCUAGAAGACCUUGUAUCAGCUGAUACAAAAACAAAUGAAGCACCAUUUUCUGAAAUAAAGUCAAUUCCUCUUGAGGAAACUGUAGUUGAGUCUCUUGAUGAAAUGAAAGGUUCUUCACUGCAGGAACUGCAUGAGUGCUCCAGUGAAGCUGAACUAAACCUGGACGCAAAGUCCAGCUCUCCUGUUCAGAUCAAUCAGGAUGAGUUCACAGAGCAAGAAGCUUCAUCACAUGGACUCUCUGAGAUCGAAUCAGAACAGGAACCCCUGGAGAUGCAGACAGAUUCCCAGAAAGAUACAGAGGAACUAAAGAGGCCUGAUGAAGCAGAUAAUGGAUUAGUAGAUGAAAUAAAGGAUGUGAUAUCCUGUUUGGGUGUUGAGGAAGAAAUGAGUGUUUUGACAAAGGAUUUAGAGAAUAGUGAGCGAGAAAUGGAGGAAAUAAAAGCGCAUAGUGAAACUGAAAGCUGUGAGGAAACAUCAGAGAGUAGCAUGAAUGUGGAAUUACUGAGUGACACACGGGAAAGUGAAGCAGAAAUGACAGAUGUUGAAACUAUGGUAGAUUCAACAGGUGAAGAGAUCAAAGCAAUGGAAGAACCUAUCCAUCAAGAGGAAGAAACGGAUAAGUGCCAUCUAGUUCCUUCCGAAUCAGAGGCAUCGGAGGAAAUUGGCCGGGAACAUGAAGAAAAAGUCGAACAUGGACAAUCGGUGGUAGACAGUAAGGAGGACGUCGGAGAUAGAGGCAGAUCUGGACUGAAGAGAGGGUUUGAAAAAAUCACAGGAGACAGUGACCAGGAUAAACCACCUGUAUUAACAGAUCUUUUACUUCCAUCACAGGCUUCAUCCUUGGACUUUACAGUCCAGAAGUCGAAGAUCGCUGUGAAAAACCCUCUCGUUCGCCCCCCUAAAGACCCUCGUACACUUAUAAACAUGGCUUCUGUUGAACCCUUGACUCCUCAUCCUCCUCAUCCUUCACUGCCCGGCUUUCUAAAAAAGAGUCAUAUAGAAGGUGCAUCACUGCCAAGCAAAGGUGUGAUCGGAUUCAAACUCCCAGGUCUGGGUUCUGGUUUCCCUGCACUGAGAAAAACUGAAACUGGAGGAAAAAUAAGAGGCGGGGAAGAUUCAGAGAGUGUAACGUCACAGAGACCCGACUCAGGCUCACAGUCAGCAGAUGAUAACGUCAAGCAAGAGACAUCGCCUCAGAAACCAAAAUGGACACCACCAAGACAACCUGGGAUGGGCAACCCUAUGAUGAUGGCAGAGCUGAAGAGCAAACUCAAAAAACCUGCAAAAGAUACUCGGCCCUGUGCCAACUGUGAGCCAGUGGCAUCGCUUCUCCUCUCCUUCUCUCCUCCUUUCAAGCACCAGAUCAAGGCUUGGCUACAUCUCUCAACUGUACAUGGGUUGGUAGUUACAGCCGGUCAUCAGAUGGGCACCCCUAUAUUUAAAUGAUUUAAAUCCCAUUCA